Molecule: messenger RNA, 2052 nt
Organism: Schistosoma turkestanicum
Lineage: Eukaryota; Metazoa; Platyhelminthes; Trematoda; Strigeidida; Schistosomatidae
Source: the annotation of a GenBank genome assembly
CGAAGGUCUUAUGUCAACGAUAAUAAACCGCGUGGUAUGAUAUGCAUUUUUGUUCUCGCUGAUUGUUGAUUUGACACAUGGGAAAUUCUCAUGCUGCUAAAAAAUGCAUAUCCGAAGAAAGUACGUUUACCUUAAGAGUUCAGAGUGAUUAUUUCAGUCGCUGAAUAUCUUGAGACAGCAAAAAGAAACUACCUAGAAAACUAUGAACAUCCUGUCAAAAAACCGGCAUCUUUGGAGGAAUUCAAGCAACUCAGAACGUUGGGAACGGGCUCCUUUGGUCGAGUAAUGCUCGUGCAACAUAAAAAGUCUUCUGACUUCUUUGCAUUAAAAAUUCUUGACAAAGCAAAGAUUAUAAAACUUAAGCAAGUGCAACAUACACUCAACGAGAAGAGAAUACUACAAGCUGUUGAUUUCCCGUUCCUGAUUCGUCUUGAAUAUAGUUUCAAGAAUGAAGUUUACUUAUUUUUAGGGUUGGAAUAUGUUUCUGGGGGCGAAAUGUUUUCUUAUCUGAGGAGAAAGGGGAGAUUUAGUGAGUCUGCAGCGCGUUUCUAUGCUAGCCAAGUUAUAUUAGCUCUCGAGUAUUUACACUAUCUUGACUUAAUUUAUCGCGAUCUGAAACCGGAAAAUAUACUUUUGGAUCCAGCCGGAUAUAUAAAAAUUGCUGAUUUUGGAUUUGUUAAACACGUGAAAUAUCGGACGUACACAUUGUGCGGUACUCCUGAGUAUUUGGCUCCAGAAAUUAUUCAAAGUAAAGGUUAUACAAAAGCUGUCGACUGGUGGGCAGCUGGUGUUUUGAUUUAUGAAAUGGUUGCCGGUCAUCCACCGUUUUUUGCAGACGAACCAAUCGAAAUCUAUGAACGCAUUGUUAUCGGAAAAUUUAAAUUUCCUUCUCACUUCAGUUCAGAUUUGAAAGACCUCUUACGUAAUUUAAUUCAAUCUGAUUUAACACGACGAUUCGGUAAUUUGAGAAAUGGUGUACAGGAUAUUAAAUCGCAUAAAUGGUUUUCACAUUUGGAUUGGUUGAUGAUUUUCAAAAAAGAGGUUACAGCUCCUCUAAUACCCAACUGUAAAGGACCUGGUGAUGCAACAAAUUUCGAAAGAUACAGAGAAGAACCAUUGAAAAAAAGUAAAAUUAAUAAAUUCGAAGUAGAAUUUGCUGAUUUUUAAUGGAAUAAAGUAAAUUCAUCAAAUAAAAGUUAUUUUUCCACUGAAAAUUGAAAUUCUUUCGGUUGUUUUUUUUACCACAAAUUACCAUUAAAGUCUAAACUGAAUGAUAAACUUGAAGGAAUAGGCAAGUUCUUAACACAUUUGCUCACAUAAUUUUAAUUUUGUUUUCUACUAUAAACUGUUCACUGUUUUCUUGUUUCGUUGUUUGUUUAAUUGAGUUUUGCUCCAUUAUUUUUCGUAUAAAUAUGUCUUUGUUGAUUGUGUUUAUCUUGUUAUUUUUUAAUAUUUCCUAAUAAUUACUUAAUAAUAAUAAUAAUAAUAAUAACUUCUGAACAAUUUUCCAACACACUUUCAUACAAAUUGGAUGAACAUAAAACUCCAUAAAACCAAAAUUAGUACUUAUUCUUUCAAAUAUUUAUAAGGUAUUCAUACUGACAGAAUUUAUUAGCAACAAAAUAAUAUUAGUUCCCAUAAUUCCUAUAUCUGUAUUAAUACAUGAUCUUUAUAACGAAAUUGCAAAUUCCGCAAAAAUGUGUACAAUUUUGCCUCUCUUUUGAGUAUGUCCAUGUUUUCUAAGUUUUAAUCAAAUUAAAAUGAACAUUUAAUCGUUGGUAAUUGUUAACAGUUGCAUAUGAAGACAUUCAAUGCCUUAUCACUGUAUGUACGUUUUCAGCCUAUUACCUAUUUAACAAAAUUAUUGAAUAUUUAAUCAGGAUUAAUUGUAAAACAAUAUAAUAACUCAUUCAAACUAUUCAACCUAAAUUUGUUCUGCGUUUUCAAUUUUUGUAAACAAUAGCCUUCGAAAAAGAAUAAAGACGUAAAAGGCGGUGUAAGAAAGUUGGAAUUGCAUCAUAUCUAUCAUGAAUCAAUAGAAUAAAAGUUUAC